AUGCGAUUUUUCCUACUCACAAUAUUCGUGCUUGUGCUGCUUGCCGAGGUGCUCCAAGCGUCGCCACACUUCAAACUCCGCCGUGGCGGCCAUCUGGAGCGCGUUCAUCGGCAGGCGCUGAGCGACUGGAAGCGGGCACAUCACAGGUCGAGAAGGCAUCGCCAUCGGCACAAAAGAAGACGUCAUGGUCGCGACGAGGCCCAGCGUCGGAUCGACCACAUCACCGACGAGAUUGACGGCUACGUGCGGCCGCGUUUCGGGCGGAGCGUCGCG
Messenger RNA from Mesorhabditis spiculigera, 273 nucleotides. The record is from the annotation of a GenBank genome assembly. Lineage: Eukaryota; Metazoa; Nematoda; Chromadorea; Rhabditida; Rhabditidae.